Molecule: messenger RNA, 1095 nt
Organism: Thelazia callipaeda (thelaziosis nematode)
Lineage: Eukaryota; Metazoa; Nematoda; Chromadorea; Rhabditida; Thelaziidae
Source: the annotation of a GenBank genome assembly
AUGAAAGGUUAUCUUGAGAGUCAAGUUCUUAUCAACAAUCAAUUCGAAAACACAAUGAAACGUCAUGGUGGUAAUGAUGAUUCUAAUCCAUCUGAUAACCACGAAAAUGUGAAGUCUGGAAAACGACAACGCCCUGAUAGUUAUCAAGAAGCUUUAGCAGCUGGCAAAUAUGAACUGAGACUUUUGGUUUCUAGUCGUGGAGCUGGUGGGAUUAUUGGUAAAGGCGGCGAAAAUAUCAAACGAUUGAGAUCAGAGUACGAUGCGAAUGUCACGGUCCCCGAUAGCCAAACUCCUGAACGGAUUGCCACCAUUGUUGCGACAAUUGAUAAUGUUCUAGCAGUUGUUUCCGAAGUCAUCCCCAAACUUGACGAAAGCCGAGAAAGCGAUUCGAAUCAUCUCAUAGAACUUCGAGUAUUGGUACAUUCAUCACAUGCUGGCGCUGUUAUUGGACGUCAGGGUUCGAAAAUAAAGGAAAUGAAAGAGGAACUGGGUGUUCAGAUGAAAGUGUUUGCACAGUGUCCACCUCAAUCUACAGAACGUGUAGUAUCUAUUAAAGGAACGCCUGAAAAAAUUAGAGCGUGUGUGAGCCAUAUCAUUGACAUGCUUAAAGUGAUUCCUAUCAAAGGAGUGACGAAACCAUAUGAGUCAAUGUUCUAUGAUCCUAGCUAUUCAUCUCAGUAUGGUGGUUACCCGCCAGAUCGUAAUUACCGUGGACCUAUGGUUCGUCCGUCGAUGACAGUAGCUUCUUAUGGAAACUUUAGUUGCAAUUUUUCUCGACCUAUUGGACGAGGUCCUUUAUCAGCUGUUGGGAUACCACCAUUUAUGUGCCCCGAGGAAAGCACUCAGGUAACGAUACCGAAUGAGCUUGGUGGUACUAUAAUUGGUAAAGGUGGUGAACGAAUCAAUCGAGUUCGUGAAGAAUCAGGUGCACACAUCGUUGUUGGACCACAACAGGAAUCUGGCGAGCGUAUCAUAACAAUUAUUGGUACUACGACAGCUAUACAAACAGCUCAGUAUUUACUGCAACAAUGGUUUGUACAUAUUCUAAUAUUUAUUUACAUAUAUUAUUUAUGUGACAAUCAAAUAGUUCAUUAG